AUGUGCAGAGGAACGGCUGCAAGGGCUGCAGUACCUCGAUGCUUUCAAUUUUCAUUUCACAUAUUUCACAUUUAUUUUGGGAGUUUUUUUUUGCAUUUUUUGAGAUUUGGAUUUUCAUUUCUUGGAUUUUGGGAUGGGAGAGUGAAAUGCAGAGAUUGUUGGCAUUUCGAUGCCAACUUUGGCCCAUUUUGUGUUGACAGUUUCGAGCUGAGGCCGUUGCUGCGGCUCCCGGACAAGUCCAGCCCCUUUGCCAACUUUGACACUUUUGGAUGGCGAUGGAGCCCUGAUUUAAGCCUUGACGAGAACCUUCUGCGUUUGGCUCUACUGGCGCGUUUCAACACCAUCAAGGUGGCGAAUUACACGGCGGGGCGCUGCAGUUCCAUGAUGUGUCGGCCCCCACGGCAGAUCAACGGCUCCCACGUGGAGAUCGAGGUGAUAGGCUUUGGCAUCAAUAUGCCACCUCGAUUUUCCCGGCACCAAGAUCCAUCCGCUGGGAUCAGACCUUGGAAUCGGAAGGAGCCACCGCAGAAUGAGAUCCAUGCGGAGAUGUCGAUCAUCGGGCGUUGUGCACGAGAAGGCAUCCCAGUGAGAGGCUCCUGGUUUUAUGUGGCGCUACCGCCCUGCUGGGAGUGCUGCAAAGCAUUGGUGGCUGCUGGAGUGGCCCGGGUCUUGUUCAAAGGCAAGGGUCGUCGCGCCUCAGCAACAAUGGUGUUGGACACCAAGGAGAAAGUUUUUGCGGAGGCACAUGGAGUGGCAUGGGAUUAUGCGGAGUUCAGCCUCGAACGCGAAGAAUAUUUGGACGAAAUGUGGGAGAAGUACAAAGAGGACACUGGUCUGGAUCGUGCUGCAGUGAAAGCCAAAGAGUCGUUCCGGCCAGUGCAGAUCAAUGUGUGCCAUCCUGGAGAUGGAUGGCACAGCUGGAGAGGCCUUUGGGAUAAGAUCAAACUUCCUGUCUACGCUGGUUUGUGGUAUUUCUUCAAUGUUCAGUACAAUAUCCAAAAUAAGAAGCUCUUGACCGUGUUCCACGCGAAUUGGGCGGUGUCUUGGUUCCAGCUUGCUGCUGGAAUUCCCAUCGCUUUGUUUAUGUGGACGUCCGGCCUGGUAAAGGCUCCAAAGAUGACCAAAGAUGAUUACCUGAAACUGGCGCCCGUGGGUGCGGCUUUUGCUGCCGGUCAGGUGGCCACAGUAGCGUCCUUGGGCGCCGUUGCGGUGUCCUUUACACACGUGGUGAAGGCCUUAGAACCUGCGGUGAACGCCAUCGCCUCUGCCUUGAUCCUGGGACAGGUAUUUCAUCCCAUGGUCUAUGCAUCGUUGCUGCCGGUCUUCGCCGGGGUAGCCUUGGCAUCCUCCAAGGAACUCUCAUUCACCAUGUUUGGUUUCCUCACGGCCAUGGCCUCCAACUUCUUUUUCGUGACGCGCAAUGUUCUCGCCACGAAGUUUGGUGACGUUGGGGACAUGGGUGAGGACAAGACGCAACGCAAGACUAACCAGCUGGCUGUGCUCACCGGCGUGGCGACGCUGGUGCUGUUGCCAGUGGUUGUGCUGCUACCGGGUGGACUCACUUCAGUUCCAACAGCUUGGAAGGUGCAACGUGAAACACCUGGGCCAUCAGAACAGCUUUCAAUUUUAGUGGCUUCUGGUUGGCCCACAGCAUACCUUUUCACAGAAAUAAGUCAUAGAAAUGCACAGGCAGCUUUGGCCACUGGAACUGCACCGAACAAGCUCUUGUGA
Cladocopium goreaui is the source of this 1731-nucleotide messenger RNA. NCBI's taxonomy places the organism in Eukaryota, Dinophyceae, Suessiales, Symbiodiniaceae. The record is from the annotation of a GenBank genome assembly.